CGGGAGGCUCAGGAGGACAGCUGGGGAGAAGGGGAGACCUGACGACGCCAUGGGGCUCAGCGACGGGGAAUGGCAGUCCGUGCUGACUAUCUGGGGGAAGGUGGAGGCUGACAUCCCAGGCCAUGGGCAAGCAGUCCUCAUCAGCCUCUUCACGAGUCACCCUGAGACCCUGGACAAGUUCGAGAAGUUCAAGAACCUGAAGUCAGAGGACGAGAUGAAGGCCUCUGAGGACCUGAAGAAGCACGGUGCCACUGUGCUCACUGCCCUGGGGGGCAUCCUCAAGAAGAAGGGGCAGCACGAGGCAGAGCUGAAGCCCCUGGCCCAGUCACAUGCCACCAAGCACAAGAUCCCCGUCAAGUACCUGGAGUUCAUCUCGGAAGCCAUCAUCCAGGUUCUGAAGAACAAGCACUCUGGGGACUUUGGCACCGAUGCCCAGGAAGCCAUGAAGAAGGCUCUGGAGCUCUUCCGGAACGACAUCGCUGCCAAGUACAAGGAGCUGGGGUUCCAGGGCUAAGCCCCCCAAAGCUCCCACCCCCACCCACCUGGGCCCAGGUGCAGGGGAGGGCGGGGACUGAAUCUCUCAUAGCUGUGUAGAGUUUGCUUCUGAGUGUCUGCUUUGAGUAUGAGAGGUGGUGGGAGAGGCGGAGGGGCUGGGAGGGGGCGGUCAAGGUGGCUUGCCACGCCUGGGCGGGGCUCCCUGUGGAGGGUCCUCACCUUGGGAACAGGGAGAAGCAUUGCCCUCAGCUCACUGUGGCCUGCGGACUGUGGACCAUACGUAACUCUCCUCUCACCUAAAUCCCAACCCAAUUCCUUCCAACCUCCAAACGGACCCAUUCCUGUACCCUCGCCUUUAACCCCAAAUCCAAGCUGCAAACUAAGCCCCAGCCACGAUAAUUCUCUGAUCGCCCCGCCCUGCGCCCCGCCCCUUAAAGACAGCAGAGUGUCCCUUUGCCGUGAGAAGGAGGUGGGAGGCGGGGUGGCCGACCGCCACAUCCAGCCCUAGGGAGGUGUGGGGUGUCUGGAACAGAAGUGUGCCUUCUCAGCUGAUGGAGUGACUCACCUGGUUUUAAUAAAAGACUCUGCAACAUCA
Molecule: messenger RNA, 1090 nt
Organism: Pteronotus mesoamericanus
Lineage: Eukaryota; Metazoa; Chordata; Mammalia; Chiroptera; Mormoopidae
Gene: MB
Product: myoglobin
Exons: 4
Coding region: 50-514 (154 amino acids)
Biological process (GO): oxygen transport
Cellular component (GO): extracellular exosome
Molecular function (GO): oxygen binding; heme binding
Source: RefSeq, a predicted model, not a curated record